AUGGCCUCCAAAGAAAAAUCCACCCGAUUUCAUCCCUACGACACAACCAAAAAACCCAAAAUCCACCGCUCAGACAACACCACCCCCAAACGCAGACAUAACAACAACGAUAAAACCACGCAAAAACAACCAACCAACAAAAACUCCACCGGCGACAAAGGCCUCUCCAUCAACGACCUCAAGCGACGGAUCCGCGAUGUAAAGCGGCUGCUCACAAGAUCAGAGCAUUUAUCGCCCGAGGCAAGGAUUGUGCAAGAAAGAGCGCUGAAAGGGUAUGAGCGCGAUCUGGAGCAGGAGCAGGCACGUAGGCAGAGGUCGGAGAUGAUUCGGAAGUAUCACUUUGUUAGGUUUCUAGAUCGCAAAACAGCAACGAAACAACUACGCAGCGCGCAACGACAGUACGAAAAAGCGAAGCAACAACAAGACCAGACGAGCGACAAGCUCGCUGCGCUCCAGGAAAAGAUUGACGCUGCGCAGAUUGAUGUGAAUUAUACAAUCUAUUACCCGCUUACGGAGAAGUAUCUCUCGCUUUAUCCGCAGGAAAAGAAGAGGGAGGUUGUCGAUGGUCAUAAUCAGAAAGUUGCCUCCACGGACGAUGGGGAAGAAGAAAGUGGGGAUGAGGAUACGCAAACAUCGGGAGAUGAUAAGAUCGCCGAGAACGAAGUAGAGAAACCGCCAAUGUGGGAUGUAAUCAAGAAAUGUAUGGCGAACAAGACGCUGGAUAAGCUGAGAGAUGGAAAGUUGAAUAUUGGGUUUGAUGGAAAGCCGAUACAAAACUUGGAGGGUACGGCAUUGAGCAACGUUGGCAAGGAUACUGGCAAGGAGAAGGCGGAGACGACGACGGCAAACAAGGAGAAGAAGAGGAAGAGGAAAGAAAUUGAGGUUGAGCAACCCAAGGAGGAGGAAGGGGAUAGUGAUGGUGGAUUCUUCGAGGAGUGA
Molecule: messenger RNA, 939 nt
Organism: Talaromyces amestolkiae
Lineage: Eukaryota; Fungi; Ascomycota; Eurotiomycetes; Eurotiales; Trichocomaceae
Exons: 2
Coding region: 1-939 (312 amino acids)
Biological process (GO): maturation of SSU-rRNA from tricistronic rRNA transcript (SSU-rRNA, 5.8S rRNA, LSU-rRNA)
Cellular component (GO): nucleolus; preribosome, small subunit precursor
Source: RefSeq, a predicted model, not a curated record